Molecule: messenger RNA, 633 nt
Organism: Trypanosoma rangeli
Lineage: Eukaryota; Euglenozoa; Kinetoplastea; Trypanosomatida; Trypanosomatidae
Exons: 1
Coding region: 1-633 (210 amino acids)
Source: RefSeq, a predicted model, not a curated record
AUGCAGGCGGCUGUGACGACGACGGCGAUGCCGUGGGCCUACCAGGCCGUCGUGAAUUACGCUCGGAUGCAGCGGGGCUGUGGUUUGCCGCCGCCGCAGCGGGCCCCAAAUCUUCUCCUCUCACGGCCCUGCGAUGGUGUUCGGCGUGCGGUAUGGCUCUUCCACCGUCCCGGCGGUGUGCUGGGGCUUGUGGUGGGCCCUCGGCUGGGCGUGCCGUACGGCGGCUCCGUGCCCCGCCAGCAGCAGCCGCUUGCAAGUUCCGCGGGGGAGCGGCGGGUGAUGCGCCACUUGCGCUUGCUCCCGUUUCCGGCGGCGGGCGCAGGACUGCUGUGUCGUCCCAUCGUCGUUCAUACGAACCACCUCAUCGGCUGGUGCCUCGACGGCGGCGACGCCGCACCUCUAUACGCGCACAGCGUAGACCAACUCGCACGCCUGCAACCACGGCGGCUAACGACGCUGUCGCCCGACAAUACCCUAGUGUGCACCACUUACUACGAGUGGGACGACUGGCGAGAGGCGGCACGGGAGCCUGGCUGGUCGUGGCACUACGCUGACGAGCACGUGGCCAACGGCCUCGUGAGCGGUCAACUCUCUCCCGACGACCUCUGCUUCCUUGCGCCCGCCGGGCCAUAG